This is a messenger RNA of Trichoderma asperellum CBS 433.97, 1008 nucleotides long. RefSeq lists its product as uncharacterized. The record is from RefSeq and is a predicted model, not a curated record. Gene Ontology annotation, biological process: lipid metabolic process. Gene Ontology annotation, molecular function: phosphoric diester hydrolase activity. NCBI's taxonomy places the organism in Eukaryota, Fungi, Ascomycota, Sordariomycetes, Hypocreales, Hypocreaceae.
AUGGCCUUCGUCCUCCUGCUCGCCGCGGCGCUCUUCUACGCGCUCGUCUCCCUGGGCGGGCCCUGCACCGCCGGCGCCACCUGCUACCGCGGCUACCAGUCCUUCUACAGCUUCGACGCCGGCGACGAGAAUCACUCGGCCUGGAUGGCUGCCAUCCCGGAUGACGUGCACAUCACGAGCCUCAGCAUCCCCGGCACGCACGACACCAUGACGUACGAGAUUGGCUCGGAGCAGCUGCAGUGCCAGAACUGGAACCUGACCGUGCAGCUGGAGAGCGGGCUGCGCUAUCUGGAUAUCCGCGCGAGGCUGCGCAAUGAUGAGCUGCACAUCUACCAUGCGAAUGGGUAUACGGGCUUUGGCUACGAGCAGGUCUUGCUGGAUAUCUUUGCCUUUUUGGACAGGAACCCUUCCGAGACGAUUCUCAUGCGGCUGAAAGAAGAGGGCAGUCCCAUCGGCCCGGACAACACAAUUUCCUUUGAAGACGCCUUCAACUAUCACCACUUUGCGUCGCCCCUCACCGCACCGGGAUCCAAGAAGCAUCUGUACAAAUACGACUUUGCCGCUCCCCUCCCUACACUGGGCGCGCUGCGCUCCAAAAUCUUCAUCCUGCAAAACUUUGACUCCCGCGACGGUCCCUACGGCCUGCAGUGGGAAGGCCCCGAAAUGGUCCUCGAGGAUCUCUGGAUCAUCCCAGACGUGUACCACCUCUCGGAGAAGUGGUCCGCCAUCCGCGACGCGCUCGAAAACGCCGCGCUGGCGCCCGACGACAAUCGCUUCCUGUACCUGGCGCACACGUCGGCCUCUGUGGGGGUUUUGCCCAUUGAAGCUGCGGCGGGGCCCAUGAACAGGACCAUUCAGGGCAUGAAUGACAUGACGGGGCAGUAUCUUGAGGAUGCGUCUGGCAAUGUCGACGAGGCGAGGGUCGGCGUGGUGAUUAUUGAUUUCCCGGGGAGGAAGCUGAUUGGCACGAUUUUGAAGUGGAAUGUCUGGCUGAGGGGGAGGAAAUGA